Messenger RNA from Ruditapes philippinarum (Manila clam), 3194 nucleotides. RefSeq names its product arylalkylamine N-acetyltransferase 1-like. The transcript is spliced from 2 exons. Gene Ontology annotation, molecular function: N-acetyltransferase activity. NCBI's taxonomy places the organism in Eukaryota, Metazoa, Mollusca, Bivalvia, Venerida, Veneridae. The record is from RefSeq and is a predicted model, not a curated record. Bases 116 to 817 code for a protein of 233 amino acids.
AUACGUAUUUAUUUUACAAUAGUUACCUCCCCUGAUAUCAAAUUUGCCAUUUGUGAUGUAAUUAGAUUUAUCCUUAUUUUCAAAAUAUUUCUUUCCUCAUAGAACCGGAGGGAAAAUGGCAAAUAAAUUGAAAUGCAGGAAAGAUCUAUUAAAGAUUGUCGAAGAUAUCAACUCAAGUUUUGCAUUGACAGAUAUGCAUUUUGAACUGGCAUCAGAUGAACGAGCAGAAGAAAUGGUUGAUUUCUUAAGGGAACAUUUCUUUGCAGAUGAAACUUUGUCCAAAUCAGUUGGUUUGGUAAUGAACGAGUGUAGAAGGAAACUUCUACUGGAAAGAUAUAAAGACAACUUGUCAUUGUUACUAGUAUCAGAUGUCACAAAACAAAUUAUCGGAGUUAGGACCAUUAAAAUUAUAGAAGCUGGAGGCAACACCUUAAAUUUGGACAGUAUUGAAGAUGAAAGAAUUCGCAAAGUGCUAACAUUCUUACGUCACAAGCAGUCAGAAAUGGAUGUCUAUAAAUAUUUUGGAGUUGACAUAGCUGUUAAUUUUAUCAACUUGGGCAUUCACAGGGAUUUUAGGAACAGAGGUUUAGGAUCGAUAUUGAUGAAAGCUGCCAUGUUAUAUGUGAAGGAUAUUGGCCUUGACCCUGUGUGUAUCACAGGAGAGGGUACUUCUAAUUAUUCCCAAAAAAUCUAUGAGAAAUUUGGCUUUGAAAUGAUGUACUGUGUGAAUUAUGAAGACUAUAAGGUAGAUGGAGAGGUUGUGUUCAAAAAUACAGGAGACAAUAAAUCCUGCAAGUUUUAUGCCAAAAAGCUUUGAAUUACACAACUACAUUGUAUGAGGUUAGAAGAAUUUGCAAAACAUUGUUUUGGAAGCAAAACUGAAUAUGAAAAAUUGUUAGAUCUUGAUAAGAUUCUGUUCUUUGUGUCUAAAAGUGAACCAUUUUCAACAUACAACUACAAAUAAUGAAAAGUGACAAACAUUACAGUUAGAAAAACUUCCUGCGUGGUAUUUCAAAAUAAGCUUCAAAAUUUAGAUUCCUGUUAACAAAGAUUUGUCACUAUUUUGCCAUGAGAAAUGUUUAUAAAACUGACUGUAUAAAUGCUUUUCCUGGGCUAUAUACUUACUUCAGGCAAAGUAGGAGACAGAGAGGCUUAUAAGUUAUUAGUUUUCAGUAUUUUUAGUUCCUAGUCACUAGUCUUAUUAUAUAUGGACCUGAAUCCUACAUGUACAUGCAUCUUAACUGCCACCUUUUGAUAUAUGUUGAUUUUUUAAAUGUAUCCGUGACUAAUAAUUCAUUGCACAGUAGUGUUACUCAGACAAUGUUAUAAAAGAAUCUGAAACUGGUUGCUGUUACAGAUAUGAAUAUAAGUCCAUCUGGUUAGCUCAAUAGGGAGAGUAUCAGAGCUGUGAGCAAAGUGUGUUAAAUUGGGCAUAAUAAACAUUAAAACAAACAAAGAUGGGAAUAUCUGAGAAUAGUAACAAGGCUUUGCCCAGUUAUUGUUAACAUGUUUUCAUGUCUGUACCAAUGUCUAGCAUUUGAUUCAUUUUCACUUGGCAAUUAAAGUUCAAAAAGAAAUGAAGAGAACAUGAUUUUUUUAGCUCUUUUCUAACAUAGGGUGUAAAUUGAAAAUCAUAUUUUUAUGAUAUUUUUAGCCUGAUUUGAGUGAAAAACAUUGUAACGCUUUUCAAUUUUAGGUCAUUUUUCACAAUUUAAAUAAAUAAUUAUUCUGGAAAAACAGAGUGAGCAAAUGAUCUGAGAUUUUGCACACAAGUUAUUCGUUUAAACUAAUAUCAUAUUGAACAUUAAUCUCGAAAAAAUAUUUCCAGUCCCAUCAUGUCAAAAAACUUCAGUGAAGUCCCUUUGAGGAUAUUGUAUGAUUGUAAUAAUACUGGAUGAACUUGGAUAUAGCUUAAAGAAGUAUAUGAUUCAUUAAGGUCAACUUGACAACUUGAGAUAUGAAUAUGUAAAUUAAGACGUAUAUUCAACUACAUGUAAUAUGCCAUUUUGUGAAAACAAAGUGCAGUCUGACCAAGAACAGAACUUGUGACCUUUAGAAUACUGUUCUGCUGCUGUACCCACAGAGUUGUCCAGCCAAAUACAAAUGUUCUUUCCUUUUAUACAUGUAUAUGACAGCUGUAUAUACCUCAUAUAUAGAUUUAUUAGAAAAAUUGUAUGUACUAUUAUACUUUCUCAUCAUCCUUGAAUUUGUUAUUGGAUCAGUAUAAUUGUUGUAAUACAAAAAUGUAUACAGUUAUAAACUCCUAUCAUAAUUAAAGAUAGUUUUGCUAUUUGCCCUUACUUUUCUAAAUCUGUAUGAUGAACUUGUCUUUGCUUUAAAUUUGGAAAUUGUAAUAUGAGGAAUUUAGAUAUCAAAUGCUUUGACAUAGCCGCCUUUAGUAUCUGUUAGGACUAUAUGGAAGUACAGACCAGCAAAAAAGGUUUUAUCACAUGUGUUUUUUAAUGCCCCCUAUUGUUGUAGUGGCAUAUAGAUUUGGCCUAAUCCAUCCAUAUCUUGCUGUCAUUGCUAUCUGGUUGUAGACUGACACUCUGAAGAAAAUAGCGGCAUUUGCAUCCAUGACACAUUUGUAGUUUACUAAGAAAGUGUCUCUCAGGAAAUUGUGUUUAAUUAUUAAACAAUUUCAUCAUGCAUAUUCUUCUAUGUUGGCAAUUAAUAUUUAAAUAUUAAGAUUAAAAUGAUACCAAAGUUUGAAAUCACCCCAAUUUUUUGUUGCCAAAGAAAGUGUGAGAUACAUGUAUUUAGGUCAGUUUCAUAUUUUUAGUGUUAUGAAAUGUCUGAAAAAAAUAAACAUAUGUGGUAGAUUUGUAUUUUCCUUCUACAGGUAUCAGGAUAAAAGUAUUAGAUAUCAAUAAAUACAUAUGUACAAUAAAUCAAUAGAUAUUUAGAUACUGCACUAUAUUUCUCAUCCUAAAUUCUUUCAUAUUUGAAACUUUUUGGACACCUACACCUCUGUCUUUGAUUCUAUCAAUAUUCCUGUUGGUGUAAAGAUGUGAAUUUACCAUAUACACAAUAUAUACAUGUAGUUCUAUAUUGUUAAAUUUUGUUGUUGAUUAUUUGAUUUUUAAUGUCGGUCUUUUAUUUAUAAUCACUUUUGUUAUUUUAUUAGUAUUAGAAAAUAAGUUCACUGUAUUUAUUAGACAAAAUGUUUAAAGAUAAUAAAUUAAUUUAUAUUA